Molecule: messenger RNA, 2682 nt
Organism: Zonotrichia albicollis (white-throated sparrow)
Lineage: Eukaryota; Metazoa; Chordata; Aves; Passeriformes; Passerellidae
Source: RefSeq, a predicted model, not a curated record
AUGGAGGGGCUGUGGCCACCCCUGUGCCUCACCCGAGCCCAGAGUGAGGUGACCUCCAGGACACAAAGGAAGUGCCCUUCACCUUUCAAAAGGAAGAAAGCAAAGCAAGGAGCUAAUGGGAGGCAGGAGGCGCAGCAGCAGCAGCCUGGCAGCAAGGCUGUCCCAUCAGCAGUGCCCACGUAUGAGGAUGUCCCAGAUGUCCCUGUGUAUGCCACGGUGAGCAGGAGGGGAGUCCAGCAGGAGGAGAGCAUCCACUACGCCGACAUCCAGGUGUUGUGCAGGGCCCAGCAGCGCUCAGCCGCCCCGGUGAGGAGCCUGCAGCAGCACCAGCCCACCGAGUACGCCACCCUCAACUUCCCCAGGGCCAGGCUCAAGUACGACAGCAAAAACGGGACCUUGGUCUGAGAGAAACCAGGGCCUCGUGCUGCUGCUCUGGCAGGGAAAGGAGCUCGAACCAUGGACUCCUCCUUCAGGAGGAAAAGGAGCUCACCCCAUGGCCUUGUCCUGCUCCUCUGGAAGGAAAAGCUCAGCCCAUGGCCUUGUCCUGAUCCUCCAGCAGGGAAAGGAGCUCAGCCCAUGGACUCCUCCUUCAGGAGGAAAAGGAGCUCAGCCCAUGGAUUCAUCCUCCAGCAGGGAAAGGAGCUCACCCCAUGGCCUUGUCCUGGUCCUCCAGCAGGGAAAGGAGCUCAGCCCAUGGACUCCUCCUUCAGGAAAGGGAGCUCAGCCCAUGGACUCCUCCUUCAGGAGGAAAAGGAGCUCACCCCAUUGACUCAUCCUCCAGCAGGGAAAGGAGCUCAGCCCGUGGCCUUGUCUUCCAUCAGGAAAAGGAGCUCAUCCCAUGGCUUCAUCCCUCAACAGGAAAAGGAGCUCACCCCAUGGACUCCUCCUUCAGGAAAGGGAGCUCAUCCCAUGGCUUAAUUGUCCAUCGGGAAAAGGAGCUCACCCCAUGGCCUCCUCCUCCUUCAGCAGGAAAGGGAGCUCAGCCCAUGGCCUUGUCCUGCUCCUCCAUCAGGGAAAGGAGCUCACCCCAUGGCCUUGUCCUUCAGCAGGGAAAGGAGCUCAGCCCAUGGUUUCAUCCUCCUCUUCCAUCAAAAAAAGGAGCUCACCCCAUGGCCUUGUCUUCCAUCAAAAAAAGGAGCUCACCCCAUGGCCUCAUCCUGCUCCUCCAUCAGGGAAAGGAGCUCACCCCAUGGACUCAUCCUACAGCAGGGAAAGGAGCUCACCCCAUGGCCUUGUCUUCCAUCAGGAAAAGGAGCUCAGCCCGUGGCCUUGUCCUGCCCCUCCUGAAUUCAGCACUAAAGGGAGGUUCUGCUGCUGCCUUUGGGAAUUCAGAAAUUCAGGACUAAAGUGAGGUUUUGGUGCUCCCUUUGGGGAGUCAGGAAUUCAGCACUAAAAGCACUAAAGGGAGGUUUUGGUGCUGCCCUUGGGAAUUUGGGAAUUCAGGAAUUCAGCACUAAAGGGAGGUUCUGGUGAGGGUUUUGUGUCAGUGUUAAAGCUCUGAGCCUGCAGAGUGACUCGUGGCUGGUGCUGUGAGGAGAUCAGACCUUCAGCAGGAUCUGCUGCUCCUGCAGGUGCAGCCAGGCCCUGGUGCAUCCCCUUGCCCCAAAAUCAGUGCUGUGCAGCCAUGCACGGUACCUGGCAGCCAGAAAUGCACAAUUAGGAGGGCACAGAAGGAUUUCUGUCACUGCUGGGCUGCUCAGAGGUGCAUCCUCUGUGCAAACAAGUGAGGAGUGAGCUCCUGGCUCGGGCUGGAAGUGAAACAAGGGAAAAUUGGCGGUUUAGCUGCAGAUCAGUGCCUAUUUUUAGGGCAGUUCUCUGAGUCCAGCAGCUGCCUGGGGAACUGGGAAUGAACCCUGGGCAGCCUCAGAGAAGACUUUGGACUUUGCCUCCACUUUUCCCUCAUUUUGUGCUGUCAGCCCUUGUUGUAAACCCCAGUGACACCGAGCACACACCCCGUGGGGCUGCCAGCUCCACCUCUGUUUGUGGGUUUGCAAGAGUGUCAAUAAUUCAGCGUAGCAAUGGUCCAAACUGGGCAGCACUGGCACCAGGGCUCCCCAAACCCCUUCUGCAGGCACUAAAGCAAGGCUGGCACAUUCUGCUCCUCAGUCAGGGCCUGCAGAGCAGAUUCUGGGGCAGCCCCAGUCACUGGCAGCGUUUAGAGAUGGAGAUUUUAUUAUUAACACAUAGAACUUUGCAGGGAUGGUUCCUUUUAUAAACACAAACAACUCUGCAGGGAUGGUUCCUUUUAUAAACACACACAAGUUUUCAUUUUACAACUCAGCUGGGUGGGAAAAGCAUGAAGGAGUUCCUGCUCAUGAUGAAAAAUAAAGGUGCUCCAGGCUGUGUUUGCCGAGGUGGGAGUGUUUGAGGACCAAUAUUCCCAUUUUUCCUACGUGUUUUAAUGAGUGCCCGAGCCCCUGGAAGGGUUCUUAUCUGCCAUUUCCUGAGGAGCUGCUGCUUCCACACCACCCUUGGGCUGUUCCUGGAAGUGCAGGACAAUUCUGUGCUGAUCCUAAGACAAUUCCAUGUUCAUCCUGGAGACAAUUCCAUGUUCAUCCUGGAGACAAUUCCAUGUUCAUCCUGGAGACAAUUCCAUGCUCAUCUUUGUCACUAUAGGACACAAAACAACACGAGUGCACACUGCUGCUCUCAAGGUAAAGAAAAAGGGAAGUUUAUUUUCUG